This is a messenger RNA of Prorocentrum cordatum, 1914 nucleotides long. NCBI's taxonomy places the organism in Eukaryota, Dinophyceae, Prorocentrales, Prorocentraceae. The record is from the annotation of a GenBank genome assembly.
GUCACGACGAACGUGUCGAAGUCGCGCGUGCAGCAGGACAUGGCUGUGAAGUUCCGUCGCCACAUGGACCAUGCCUUCAGGGGGCUUGCGAGGAAAGUGAUGGGUCUCGCUGGCGUGGGGGCGCUGAGCCAUUUCCUGUCCACCGUCGAGGGCCGCGCAGCAAAGGACGACGCUGAGAAGAGCCACGGGGGCAUAGGCAACGGGGCCAUCGUUAUCGGCCGUCUCAUUGGAAAGCCGGGGGCGGCCAAGCACUGGAUCGACAGGGCCCCCCUCGCGAACGCGUUGCUGGAUGGCGAGAUGAAGAGGGGGCUCUACCAGCUCAAGAUCAUCAAGAACGCGAAGGACUCUGGCCCGCUUCAACGUGACAACGCUAGGCAGCACAUGAAGAUGAUCGAGAUGUGCCGCGAGCUUUGGCCACGCAACCUUCAACGCUUGACGCGCGAGCGGAAAACUAUCAGCAUUGAUGCUCUGAACGCCCGAGAGAUCGAGUGGCCUUCUUUCACGCAGAUCUACCUGCUCAAUUUCGAGGUGCAGGAGCUCUGGGCUGAGAUCAGGAAGACGCCUGGCCGGGGGCAUGCCUUGGAGACGUUGUGCGAUGUGCUCACGGUUGGGGGCGACGUUGGGUCGUGGCCCAAAAAGCCCAACAUGGCGAUUCAGGAGAUUCGGGCGAGCACCCAGACCGACACCCAGCGCGCUAGCUACUUCCUGACAGAGGUGUGGCUCAACAACACUGUGAAUUGGCUGCAAGAGGGCGAAGAAGCGGAGACUGCCGUCUUCUAUGUCGCGGCUGAAUGCCCCGCGUACUUAGCGCUCCCGGAGGAGACAGAGACCUCCGAGAUCGCCCCCGCCUGCGCCCGUGCCCUCAACGACUGCGAGCGACUCUUCAACGUGAUCUCUCUGCCGGGCUUGCACAAGUUCCCGCGUGCGACGCCGCGCGGGCAUUUCUUCCCAGAUGUUUCCAAGUGCAGGUUGGCCGUGGGCGGAGUCGAUGCUGCAACGAAGUCCGAGUGCGACGAGAGGGAGAUCGGGAACGACCACGUGCAGGGGUUGUCCAACGACAUCUUGAAUGCGUUCAUGAAGCACGCGGAGGCCCUUCCCCAGAGUGGGCUCGGCGACGAGACUGGCGAGUCGAAUCCGAAUGCGCUCGUUCAGAAGUACCUGGAGCAGGCGCAGUUGCUCUCCCGCGCGAUGCCCCUCGAGGACAAGGCGACGACGGCGAGGGGGGCCACCCCGACGGCCAAGGCGGCCUUGAUGGCGGAAGCGUCGGCGAAGCAAGCGAGCGCCUCCAUCGAGAUGUUCAGGGGCGAGGCGUGCUCACCAGAGGACGCGCGCAACUCCCUCAGGAAGACGGCGAAGGCCGCUGCAGACGGCGAAGGGGUCAACGCUGCCAUCUCCAAGGAGGCGGUGGGCAUCAUCGAGACGAUCAUUACCAAGCCCUUCGAUUCGAUCCUGGUCGAUGCGAAGAAUUUGACGGCUCUUGCGAAGGAGGCCAAGGACCGCGUCGAUGCGUCCAGCUCUGCAUGGGCGACUGGCGCGGACGCGCUCGUCGGACAGUGCGACUUCGAGGCGAAGAUGGUGACUCUAGGCCGCGCGCUCGAGCAGUUCGGCAGGGUCACAGAAUCUGACUUCGAUGGCACGAUGCUCAAGGACUUGCACGCUUCGGCCGUGCAGUGGGCCGAGACGCACUUAGCGCAGCGCAGCGCCUUGACGUCGAGGCACUUGGAGAUCAUGAGUGGGAAUGUGGAGCAGCUCGACAGGGCGAUGCCAGCCUUCUCGCGCUCUGGCGACGCGGAGAAGUUCAUGCAUGGCGUCGACUCUGCGAUCGACUUCGACACUAUCUUCAAGGCCUUCUGCAGCGCGAUUCUGGGCUACGACUUCAAAGACAUGGACAAAGCGAUCGCUUGCGUGGUCAAG